ACCCCGACUUGCUUGAGACUAAAGACUAUGAUGUUGUUGAUGUUGAAAGGUGGUGAUACUUUAAUGUAAGUGGAAGGAGUAUACUAUUACCUACAAAAAUAAUACCUUGAAAUUUGAGGACUAAAAGAGAAUUAUCGAAUGGUCCCAAAAUGAAAUAACUAUAUCCGGUAUCCCGGUAAGUUCGAUUUUAGGGGAUUUAUAAGCGCACUUAGAUAUGAGAGUACGUCCCGUGAUCACUACGAAAGAAGGAAUUAAUCCUAUAUCCCGCUUCACGAUAGGCGCGAAACCGAAAUUCAUUGCUCCAUUUUUCAACGCGCGCCAAGAUUCCAAAAAUUUCCCGCAAGAAAUCCACAAUCCCGCCAUAAAUCAUUCAUCAAAAAAUGAUUCUCUGUCCCCAACACCCAAAACCUACACAGAAUUUCAUUUUUCCGAAGAACACAGCAAGGAAAAGGGGGCGAAAAAUAUCAAUUUGUCGGAAAAAUGGACAUGUCGGGGAUAGCCAAUAAACUGGGCCUUUCCGGGUCCAAACACCUCAUACGUAAGGCCGCUGAGCUCCGCCGCCUUGCAGAUAUCCAAUUCGAUUCCUCCAUCAUCGGCGUUGGUGAAAUUUGCAAGGCCGUAAUUUGCCUGGAGAUUGCUGCUUCCAGGAUGGAAGUUAUAUUUGAUCGGCAAGCUGCAAUAAGACUGAGUGGGGUGUCUGAGAAGGCUUAUAAUAGGUCCUUCAACUCAAUGCAGAAUGGCAUUGGUCUCAAAAACAAGCUUGAUAUAAGAGAAUUGGCCAUUCAAUUUGGGUGCGUGCGACUCAUCCCUUUUGUGCACAAAGGCAUGUCAUGGUACAAGGAAAGAUUUCUUGCUUCAUUGCCAUCUUCACGUAGAAGUGGCACGGAUUUCAGCCGGCCAGUUUUCACUGCUGUGGCAUUUUACCUUUGUGCCAAAAAACAUAAGCUCAAGGUUGACAAAUUUAAGUUGAUCGAGCUUGCAGGCACUUCUGAAUCAGAAUUUUCUAAUGUAUCUACAUCAAUGAUGGACUUAUGCUUUGAUGCUUUUGGGAUAGCUAAGGAAAAGAAGGAUCCNGUUGUGCUUCUUGAUGUAUUGCCCGAAAAAAGGAGACUCGAGUAUGGUAGCUGUUCUGAUGAUGAUGGGGAGCCUUCUGCUUACAAAAAACACAAGCAAAUGGAGAAACAAGACCAUGAUGAAUGGAAAUCUGCUGUUCUUAAAUCUAAUAAACUCGCCAAAACGGAUGCUCUUGCUAAGGGGUCCAAACUCAAACAAGGGACACUUGAUUUUCUAAAGAGGAGUAUUUCUGAAACAACAGCUGAAGCUUCGUGACAACUCUUUUGCAAGAUUUUUAAUGCUAUUAACACAUUCUAAAUUCUAUUAAUUUUUUUCUUGGUUUUGCCCAAGUUGGAGGUGUUAAUGAUAUGCUAAAAUGGAAAUGUGAAAUGAAAAGUUGAAUUUAUUGGUGUUAAAUUUUGUUUUAGAUUAAUUGAAUAUGAUUAGAUUUACUUUAUUAGGAAAUGGUAUAGGCAUGCACAAUUAUCCAUUUGGACCUUUUAGCUACCUUUUCUUUUAGGUUUCAGCAUGUACAAUGUUGAUUAUGGUAUUCUUGUGGAGUAGAUUUGUAAAUGAGUUGAGUGAAGUUGAACAUUGUUUUUAUUUA
Molecule: messenger RNA, 1660 nt
Organism: Striga asiatica
Lineage: Eukaryota; Viridiplantae; Streptophyta; Magnoliopsida; Lamiales; Orobanchaceae
Source: the annotation of a GenBank genome assembly